Brachypodium distachyon (stiff brome) is the source of this 2888-nucleotide messenger RNA. Its product is annotated as shaggy-related protein kinase eta. Gene Ontology annotation, biological process: protein phosphorylation; signal transduction. Bases 380 to 2152 code for a protein of 590 amino acids. Gene Ontology annotation, cellular component: cytoplasm. Gene Ontology annotation, molecular function: ATP binding; protein serine/threonine kinase activity. NCBI's taxonomy places the organism in Eukaryota, Viridiplantae, Streptophyta, Magnoliopsida, Poales, Poaceae. The record is from RefSeq and is a predicted model, not a curated record. The transcript is spliced from 15 exons.
CGCGUUUUCUCCGACAAGCAUCGCGAUCCUCCCGUCGUCUCACGCUCCGCAUCGUCUCCGCGCCUCGCCCGUCGCCCGUACCGCGCCGAGCCGGCCACCAAGCCUCACUCGCGCCUGCACCGCGAUGCUCCCCCGCGCCUCCUCCCUCGAUUCGGACGGCUCCCCCCACGCUGCUCCCCCGCGCCUCCUCCCGCGCCGCUGCUAAAUCUGAAAUCCGGCGCCGGCGAUUCGGGUGGCUCGGCGUAAUCCGGCGGAGUCGAUGAGCUGGUGAUGUGGUGCUGCGGUACGACGAGGUGGACGAAGCUUCCACCUUUGUCCUCCAUGGCGGGCGGCAGCGUGGAAGUAGGCGGCGGCGCGGAAGUGGGUGGUUGAUGUCCCGAUGAGAUCUCUCGUUCGGGGACCGGCGGGCCCUCUUCCUCGUCGUUCCCCAGCUCCGCAAGCUUCCCCAUCGAUCCCCAUCUCCUGCAAGUUAGAUGGAGUACUCCGUAUCACAAAAGAAGACCUUUUAUCUGGUCAGAGCUUAUUGAAACUUACUCAUUGGAGAGCACUGAUAGAGCAUCGAAUUUCAUCAUUGGGGAACUUGAGGUGGAGAUGGUUCCUUAAUCUGCAGUAUAAGUACCAAGUUCAGGUUCAGGCACAAUUGCAGAGACUUCAAUCACAACUUCAGUUCAGUUCAGGUUCAGUCGCAGCUGCAGCCUCAAAUUUGCUUCAGUUCAGUGAAUUGUCCAACUUCAGUUCAGUGAAAUUGAACCCGACGCAGGCUCUGCAGGGAUUGAAAUUGAGGAUCAGAGGAAGGCGGCGACCUCGUCCUCGUCCAGGUCCUCGGCGACCUCAGAGGUCCAGGUCCUCGUCGUCGAUGGAGUGGCGGUGGACGGCGAGGGAGCUGCGGAGGAGGGAACUGCGGAGGCGGCUGCAGACGAAGGAGGGAGCGCGGCUAGCAGGCUGGCCGCCCUCCGCCCGGCGCGUCCACGAGCUCUGGCGGGAGGCCGGCGGGAGCUCCGCGUGCCUCCGGUGGCGCGAGGACAGCGGGAAGGCGACGGAUGGCAUGGAGGGCAGCACGAUGGAUCUGUGCGUCUGCGUGCUCUGGCGGGAGGCCGGUGGGAGCUCUGCUUGCCUCCGGCGGCGCGACGACAGCGGGACGAAGACGGAGGGCAGUGAUAUGGGAAGAUUUGGUUUUGAAUUUCAGCAUGGUGCCUCUAUUAUCCAAGGGAGUGAUCCAGUCACUGGUCACGUAAUUUCUACAACGAUUGGAGGGAAGAAUGGAGAGCCUAAAAGGACUAUUAGCUACAUGGCAGAGCGAGUUGUGGGAACUGGAUCAUUUGGAAUCGUCUUCCAGGCAAAAUGUUUGGAGACAUGUGAGACUGUUGCCAUUAAGAAGGUCUUACAGGACAAGCAUUACAAGAAUACGGAGUUGCAAAUAAUGCGAUCAAUGGACCAUUGCAAUGUCAUUUCUUUGAAGCAUUGCUUCUUCUCUACCACAAGCAGAGACGAACUUUUCCUGAACUUGGUCAUGGAGUUUGUUCCUGAGUCAUUGUAUCGUGUGUUGAAACAUUAUAGCAAUAUGAAACAAAGGAUGCCACUGAUAUAUGUCAAACUCUAUGUGUACCAGAUAUUUCGUGGUUUAGCCUACAUUCAUACUGUGCCUGAAGUUUGCCACAGGGAUGUGAAGCCUCAGAAUAUUUUGGUGGAUCCUCUGACUCACCAAGUCAAAAUAUGUGAUUUUGGGAGUGCCAAAAUGUUGGUUAAAGGUGAAGCAAACAUAUCAUACAUAUGCUCACGUUAUUACCGUGCUCCAGAGCUGAUAUUCGGGGCAACCGAGUACACAACAUCAGUUGAUAUAUGGUCAGCCGGAUGCGUUCUUGCUGAGUUGCUUCUUGGCCAGCCUCUAUUUCCUGGUGAAAGUGCAGUGGAUCAACUUGUUGAGAUAAUAAAGGUUCUUGGUACUCCAACACGUGAGGAAAUCCGUUGUAUGAAUCCCAACUACACAGAAUUUAGAUUUCCGCAGAUAAAAGCCCAUCCAUGGCACAAGAUUUUCCACAAACGAAUGCCUCCAGAAGCAAUAGACUUAGCAUCACGACUUCUUCAGUAUUCACCAAAUCUACGAUGCACUGCUCUCGAAGCAUGUACGCAUCCAUUCUUUGAUGAAUUGUGAGAGCCCCAUGCAAGGUUGCCAAACGGACGCCCAUUCCCUCCAUUAUUCAACUUCAAACAGGAACUAGCUAAUGUUUCACCCGAGCUCAUCAGCAGGAUGAUACCAGAACAUGCUAAGCGACAUUGUGGGUUCAGCUCGCCUGCCACUGGAUGAUAGGGAAUGUUGCACGGUUUUACUCUGCACGCCGCUAAUGCUUGUUUGUGCCAAGAGGCAACCUGCAUGCUCUCACAUUUUAGAAGUAGAAUCUGAUGACCAUUAUUGGAAAGCCAAAGAUGAGCUGGCGCCAUUGUGUUCAUAUUAGGCGGUGUGUGUUUGUGCAGCCAGCCCAUUACAUCAAUGCUCCAGCACCAUUACAAGGGGGCCAUGGUGGUCAGGAACUCAGGAUUAUCCAGGAAGCCAUGGCUGGAGCUAAUUGGGUGGUGUAUUGUUAAGUAAUUGAUGCUGAUUGAAAAACCCUGCCCCACGUAUGCAAUUUCUCCCAUGUUUAGUGGUGUCGUACUGUAGUGUGCCUGUAAGUGUUCCACAUCUUGUACUGUGAAUGUAAUUGUGUCAAUGUUCCCGGCAGGAGGUUUCAAGUCUCGUAUUUACCUUCCCCCUCAAAAUUAUACAUGUAUUAGCCAAGUGGCUGUGAAUUCUGGAACCCCGUACCUACUUCCGUCAUCUGUCUGUCACUCUGUCCCCCUUUAGCAGGAAACAUGAAAGAGUUUGAUUGUUCUGAAAACAGAAUUUCUGAUCA